Messenger RNA from Symphalangus syndactylus (siamang), 4022 nucleotides. RefSeq names its product acyl-CoA binding domain containing 4 (gene ACBD4). Gene Ontology annotation, biological process: fatty acid metabolic process. Gene Ontology annotation, molecular function: fatty-acyl-CoA binding. The record is from RefSeq and is a predicted model, not a curated record. Gene Ontology annotation, cellular component: cytoplasm. NCBI's taxonomy places the organism in Eukaryota, Metazoa, Chordata, Mammalia, Primates, Hylobatidae.
GGAGCCGAGCCUGGAGUCCCCAGCAACUGGUUCUGGAUUCGAGGCUUGGACAGGCCGGCACCCUAGCCCGGCACUCGCGGUGUAGUUGUCUGCGACGUCAACCCGUGGGUGGGCAUCCGCGUGCAGGUUCUGGUGGCCGAGUCGGGUGUGCACUUACUAUUUAUAUGCAAGCACCAGAGUGCGUGCGCGAAGUGGGGGACGUCCAGGUGGCAGCGUUUCUGCAGCCGGUGGCCUGGGUCCGGCAGAGAGAUGGGCGCACACCGCCACUCUGCGGCGGCCAGCGGCGUGGCAUCCUACAGAGAGGCUAGUGCUCAGGGCCUGGAUUUGCCACCUACUUGCCCUGCUCUACCCCAUCCUCAGAUCUCCCGGGACCAGAGAUUCUGCACACUGGCCUGGGUCCCUACGCCACUCUGGGGUCCUGAAUUUUCUUCCUGAUUAUCGUCUUCGCCUUUGUGCUUUUGAUCCUGCCGUUCCUUCCUCCAGAAACAACCUUCCUUAUUCUCCUGGUUUACCCUUUUGUUAUUGUUGUUGUUGGAUAGGCUAAAUCUACAUUUCUUUUAAUUGUUACGGAUACUUAAUAGUUGCAGAGAAUUAUGGAGAUGCAUGUAAUGUUUUGAUACAGGUAUAAAAUGUGUAAUGAUCAAAUCAAGGUAAUUGAGGUAUCCAUCACCUCAAGCAUUUAUCAUUCCUUUGUAUUAGGAACAUUCCAAUUCCACUUUUAGUUAUUUGUAUUUUUAUUUUAUUUAUUUGUUUGUUAGAGACAAGGUCUCCUACUUGGUUGUCCAGGGUGGAGUGCAGUGGCAUGAUCAUAGCUCACUGCAGCCUCAAAGCAAUUCUCUUGCCUUGGCCUCCCAAAGUGUUGGGACUACAGGCCUGAGCCACCACGUCCCGCCCAGUUAUUUUGAAAUAUACAAUAAAUUGGCCGGAUGCGGUGGCUCACGCCUGUAAUCCCAGCACUUUGGGAGGCAGAGGUGGGAUGAUCACUUGAGGCCAGGUAUUGAAGAUCAGCCUGGGCAACAUAAUGAGACUUCUGCCUCUACAAAAAUUGUUUUUAAAAUAAUUAAUUUUAAAAGAUACAAUAGGCCAGGCGCGGUGGCUCACGCCUGUAAUCCCAGCACUUUGGGAGGCCGAGGCGGGCAGAUCACAAGGUCAGGAGAUCGAGACCAUCCUGGCUAAUACGGUGAAACCCCGUCUCUACUAAAAAAUACAAAAAAUUAGCUGGGCGUGGUGGCGGGCGCCUGUAAUCCCAGUUGCUUGGGAGGCUGAGGCAGGAGAAUGGCGUGAACCCGGGAGGCAGAGCUUGCAGUGAGCCGAGAUCGCACCACUGCCCUCCAGCCUGGGAGAGAGCGAGACUCCGUCUCAAAAAUAAAUAAAUAAAUAAAUAAAUAAAUAAAAUAAACAAAAUAAAAAGAUACAAUAAAUUAUUGGUAACUAUAAUCGUUGUAUUGUGCUACCGAAUACUGGAUCUCAUUCAUUCUAACUGUAUUUUUGUACCCAUUUCCCCCCCUCCCCAGUACCCUUCCCAGCCUCUGGUAACCAUCAUUCUGCGAUCUCCAUUUUGCUUACUCUUUUUUUUUUUUUUUUUUUGAGAUGGAGUCUCACUCUCGCCCAGGCUGGAGUGCAGUGGGGCAAUCUCGGCCCACUGCAAUCUCCACCUCCCGGGUUCAAGCGAUUCUCCUGCCUCAGCCUCCCGUGUAGCUGGGAAUACAGGCGCGCGCCACCACGCCCGGCUAGUUUGUGUAUUUUUAGUAGAGAGGGGGUUUCACUAUGUUGGCCCGGCUGGUCUCAAACUCCUGAUCUCAGGUGAUCCGCCCGCCUUGGCCUCCCAAAGUUCUGGGAUUACAGGCAUGAGCCACCGUGCCCGACCGUCUUCCAAAACUGAGCUGUGAUGUCCCUCCUCCAGAACACCUGACCACAGGACAUGACUUUUUUUAAUCCCCAGUGCCUAAGUGUCUGGAGAGCUGAGUGUGUUGCCUCGGAUCGGCCAGGCCUGGAUAUCAGCGAACAGAUGCGGAUUUCCACCAGGGGGCGCUAGGACGCCACGACCUUUCACUAUGUGCACCAGGGGGCGCUGCCGCCCGCCUUGGCCAUCCCGGGCUGGGAAGUCCGACCCUUGGAUUAAGCCCCGCCUGACUGGGAAAGGCUCUGAGAAACUAUUUGCAUGAUCUUGAAAGGGCCGUGCUGAAUGGUUGAAGUAGGAGUUGGAGAUGUGCACCUAAAGGACGCUCAUUUGGGGACGCACACAUCUGGCACUGAGGCCCUCGCCACCUGCCUCUCCACCUACCGAGGCCCUGGCGACCCUGACCCCACCACGCUGCCUUGAGAGUCGCUCAAAAGUAGGGCCCCAGGGCUCGCAGCAGCAUGGGCACCGGGAAAGAAAGCCCAGAGCCCGACUGCCAGAAACAGUUCCAGGCUGCAGUGAGCGUCAUCCAGAACCUGCCUAAGAACGGUACUUACCGCCCCUCCUAUGAAGAGAUGCUGCGAUUCUACAGUUACUACAAGCAGGCCACUAUGGGGCCCUGCCUGGUCCCCCGGCCCGGGUUCUGGGACCCCAUUGGACGAUAUAAGUGGGACGCCUGGAACAGUCUGGGCAAGAUGAGCAGGGAGGAGGCCAUGUCUGCCUACAUCACUGAAAUGAAACUGGUGGCACAGAAGGUGAUCGACACAGUGCCCCUGGGUGAGGUGGCAGAGGACAUGUUUGGUUACUUCGAGCCCCUGUACCAGGUGAUCCCUGACAUGCCGAGGCCCCCAGAGACCUUCCUGAGAAGGGUCACAGGUUGGAAAGAGCAGGUUGUGAAUGGAGUUGUUGGGGCUGUUUCAGAGCCUCCCUGCCUCCCCAAGGAACCGGCACCCCCAAGCCCAGCUUCCCUCUGGGCAGUAACUGUACCAACCCCUCCACAGAGUCCCAUUCACCCAGGGACCUGGACUCCGAGGUUUUCUGUGAUUCCCUGGAGCAGCUGGAGCCUGAGCUGGUUUGGACAGAGCAGCGGGCAGCAUCUGGAGGACAGCGUGACCCCAGGAAGAGCCCCAUGCCCCCCGCAGAGAAAGAGGGGUUGCGGGGCAGCCCGCCAGGGCCCCAGGAGUUGGACGUGUGGCUGCUGGGGACAGUUCGAGCACUACAGGAGAGCAUGCAGGAGGUGCAGGUGAGGGUGCACAGCCUGGAGAGCAUGCCCCGGCCCCCUGAGCAGAGACGGGGUUUCACCAUCUUGGCCAGGCUGGUCUUGAACUCCUGACCUCGUGACCGCCUGCCUCGGCCUCCCAAAGUGCUGGAUGACAGGUGUGAGCCACCCCACCCGGUCUGCCACAGUCAUUCUUUGUGAUGCUCAGACAGUCACAACUUUGGCCAUUCGAGACCCUUUCAUACCGGAUCUUAUGUUCUUAUAACACGACCUGAUGAAUCUUUAAAAGCGACCUUGCUUUCCUGGUACAAGGCGCCCCACAUUCACUGCCACCUUCCCUGCCCCAGGCCUGGAAUCAGCCACUUCUCCAAGGAGCCUUGGCUCCUUUUUAGUGGAGAAUGAUACUUGGAAACUAAAAUCUGGGUACCCAGGGUCCUCAUUUGACAUAUGUGGCACAUCCUUAACAACACAGGUCUUCAGGUCAUACCAACGGUCAUUGCUUUGUGGCCCAGAGAAGAUGGCAUGGAAGCUGCUCCCUCUACCCGCAGCCCCUCCAGCCUCUCUUGACACUGGGAUUGCCCUGGGGAGGAAGAUGUGGGAGGGAGUUGGCAUUCAACCUGUCAGAACCACCUGGGGGCCACUUCCCUUCUAGUGGUGCAGACUUAGGGGCAAGGUCUUUCCAAUCUUCCACUGAAUUGGAAGCAGGUUCCUAGGGAGGCUGUGCUGAGGCCUAGACUGGCCUCUCACUCCCUGCCUCUUGGCUGCAGAGGCCGCAGUCCAGGCCCAGUGCUCGGCCAUGGCCCCUUGGGCUCCCGGGGCGCGCGCUGCUCUUCUUCCUCCUGUGGCCCUUCGUCGUCCAGUGGCUCUUCCGAAUGUUUCGGACCCAAAAGAGGUGACUGUCAG